AUGAAGGUGCAAGAGACGGUCCGAACGAGCGUAGUCAGCCAGCGAGCACAGGACUUCGAUCCCGACCGCUGCUGGGACGAGCGGGUGCUCAAGAAAUAUUUGGAAGAGUGCACCGACUACGAGCAGCGGCGACGCCUGCGCGCGCGCAUACGCACACUCAUGGCCGAGCAGGAAGCAUGCGCGACCGCCGUGACGGAAGCGCUGGCGGCGGCCGGCGAAGCGCCUACGGACUCCGAAGCGCGCGGUGAGUCUCUUCUACUCCCGUUGCUACAGGGCCUCCUCGGCGGCGGCGGUGAGCGCCUGCUCGCCGGGCUCGGCGCGGCCAGCGCUGACGUCGUCGCCGACGUGCGCCGCUCCCUGGGCCGCCUGCGGGCAGCCCUAGCCCCGCCCGCGGCGCACCCGCAAGCACGCGCACUCCUCAACCUCACUGAACGUCUAGAAGAAGCCCUCGACGCCGCUGACCGCCUCGAUGGCUGCAAAAAACGCCAUCGACGCCGAUCACGCGCCGCCAGACACACCGUCGGCGUUACCCACGAGGAACUCGAAGAAGCGCGCCGAAUGGUAGAUAGAGAUCAGCUGGCACUCGCGCCCGAACCGACCACCUCUGCUUUGCCUUCCAGCACCGCGUCGACGGCCUCCGUGCCUAGCGUGGAUACCUCGACUCCCGAGCGGCGACAGAGCGUCGAUGAAGAAGUGAGUUUCCAUGAAGCGGUGCCGGCGCAGCAGAAGCGAGCGCCUAUCGCGCACUCGGUCAGCUACGAGUCCGCACCCGUCAGUCGCGACGCGCAGGUAGUCGAACGCCGCGCGUCUGGACCCGUUAGUCACGAAGAACAGGUAGUUGAACGCCGAAGUUCUGGUCCACGUAAACCGGAAUUCCACCGUCACUCUAUCGCUGACAAGCCGAAACCAGUCCAGGCGCCAGCGCCCGCACCCGCGCCUGCUCCUGUCGCCGCUCCUCCUCAGCCGCGACCUCUGUCCAACACUAAGAGCGGUAUAGCUAGAAUAGCCAAUAAGUUCAACGCCCAGAUAGAACGAGAAGCACCGCCGCCCAUCCGCCGUGUUCCGAAAAGGCAACCGCAACCAAUAACCGCACCAACCAUGCAGACGCGUCCUCAGCCGGAAGAACGAGCAUACCGUGCUCCUCUCUAUAAACCUCUUCCUCCAACGUACAACUUUGCAGCACCGCCGCCCGCUGAAGACUUUUCUAAACCUCUGAACAGGUUCAGCGGCAAUAAGAAGCUGCGUAUGAAGCGUGCCAAUACCAUAGACAUCGGUAAACCACUCGGUGGAUAUCGGCUCGAUAGCGACACGGAUGAAGACGCGCCACGACGCGGCCCAGUCGUGCCCGAGUUCAGCCCACAAACAGAUAAUGACAGGAAAUUCUUAGCUUUCAUGAAAAAGAACGAAGGAAAUGAAAAUGGGCAUGUAAAUUGGAGCAAUAGGUUCGGUAACAUUAAAAACACCUUCGAGAAUCGUGAGGACCGCAGCAGGUCCUCCAGCUCGUCCUCUGCCAAGCGUUUCUGGCAGACGACGGAAGAGGCUCCAUCCCCUCAAGUCAGACCUAGGAAGGUGUUAGGUGACUUUAACUCGGAUAGACCCCGUGUACCCUGGGCGGCUGAACGUAGGGAUAUAUCCCCGCAAGUCCCACAUUCAUAUCCGCCUCUCCCGCAGGCACCACCGAAACAGUCUCACUACGCCCCGCCCCUGCACCACCAGACUCCACCCACAAACCACCACGUCCCACCUGUAAAUUACCAACCCCUACCACCGCACCAACACCACCACCCUCCUCCCCCGCAUCACCAAACCCCGCCGCCUAAGCCUGUGCAUCACCCACCCAUACCCCAAUCCCCAACGAAACCUAUCGCCAAACCAUUCGUCGCCAAACCGAUCCCCGUCAAUCAGUUCUCGCACGCCCCAAUGUCCGCGUUCAAACCUCCUAAAAAGAUCACAUCUCCGGUGUCGGCACCGGCCCUUGUAUGGGUUCCACCGUCGGCCAACCAGCCACCAGUCCUGUCUCCUACAAGCGACACUACACCCUACAGACCCAAGCAGGCGCCGAGCCCGCCCGCACCCACCGCGCCCUGGGUCCAGGCAGUCGAGAACAAACCGCGCAGAGUGCUCAGCCUCGCUGCCAAUAAAUUUGAAAACCCCUCUCCUCGCGCGAUUCAAAUGUCCCCUCAAAGAGAUAGGCCCUACGCCUUUAACCCGCCCACACCGCCGACUUACGCGCCCCCGCCCACACAAAACUACCCGGUCAAAGCUAUCCCGAGCCAGAACGACCUGGCCGCUCCGGGUCUCGUCCAUCGCCUCGACAACCGCCCGUACGAGGACAACUAUGUGCCUAAGGUGGACGCUCAAAAAUUGCAGAUAGAGUUUUACGAGAAACAGAUCCGCGAGAAGAAGCUUAGGGAAUCGAUGAGCAAUGGGCACUACAAGCCGCAAUCACAAACCCAGGUACAACCGCCUCCAUAUACCGUGACCGACUUCACGCCCGCUAAUGUAGUUUCAACGUUCGUGCCGCUCCAGCAGACGCCGGAUAUAGAAAAGGCCCGGGCACAUAAAGUAGACUACUUGCCCGAUGUCGUGCUAAACGAGGCCCAUGAGCCCGCUCCCGCGCCCGCUGCGCCCCGGCAUAGCUCCUACGCACAGAAACCGAGAAGUCCAUACACACACAGCCAGCAGAACGGCACCCACAACGGCGACGUUGCUUACACAAACGGGCACGGGCUCGACGAAGAAACCACAGAGCACAGCAGCGUAGUGACUCGCGUGAUGCGCGGCCCGGUCGGGCAGACCGCCACCGUGACCGCCGGCGCGCGCACCCGCCACGACCCGCGCGGGCACGCGCCGCACGCCAGCGCCGCCGACAGCCUCAAGAACUCCCUCGACAAGAUCCCGCGCCAGCCGCGGCGGGACAGCCGCGCGCAGAGGAAGAGGAAGUAACGACUGAGAUAUCGAGCGUGCGGAGGGACUCCUCAGAGAAAACCGUUAGCAGUAGCACCACCACUACAACUUCUAAAGUGAUCGAGAGCAUGACGCGGCCGGCUCCCAAGCCCGUGUCGCCGUUCGCCAAGUUCCGACAGCUUGAGAAGCAGAA
This is a messenger RNA of Cydia amplana, 3100 nucleotides long. RefSeq lists its product as uncharacterized. The record is from RefSeq and is a predicted model, not a curated record. Bases 1 to 2946 code for a protein of 981 amino acids. The transcript is spliced from 6 exons. Lineage: Eukaryota; Metazoa; Arthropoda; Insecta; Lepidoptera; Tortricidae.